GCCCAGCCCCUGGCCGCCGCCCGGCAGGCCCCGGCAGAAGAUGGCGGCGGUGCUCGCUGGCGGCUCCCAGCGGGUGGUGCGGGAGGCGUUGCGGCGCUCGGCGGUUCGUUCCCCCGCCUCGGGCUGCUGGGGCUGCGUUCCUGGAGGGAAGCGGUAUCUUCUAACAGAUGAGGAUAUAAAGUUACAAGAAUUUCAGCAGGUGAAAGUGGCUAUUAGAAAUGAAGUUCAUGGGGAUAAAGAUCCAUAUUUUAACAGUAUUAAAGAAAAAUUAAAGACAAAUGGAAUUAUUCUCAAAAGUGAAUUAACAAAGUUACUGCAUUUAUGUCAGACUUCAUCUGAUGUGGAACUAGCCAGAAAAGUUAUUUACAGGUACCAUGAACAGAAUGGAAUUACAAAUGUAGAUAAUUUUAAAUUUGGGCCACUCUUUAUGAGAAUGUGUUAUGAGCUAGACCUUGAAAGCCCUGCAGUAGAACUUAUCAAAGAUCAGAAUUUGCGUGGUUUUUUCUCAGAGAGUACGUCAUUCCAUAUUUUGAUGACUAUGUUGUUUAAAAAGAGUAAUUUUGAAAGUGCUUUGGAAGUUCUGGUAGAAAUGAAAAAUCAAGGUGUACCUUUCAGCAAAGAAACUUACCUACUUGCAUUUGCAAUAUGCUACAAACUCGGCAGCCUGGAGUCUUGCAAAAUCUCUUUGAAACUGCUUGAAGAAGCACAGCUAAAAGGUGUCACGUUGCCACUGCGAGUGUUCUACUUUGCUGUGGCAACUGCUCUGAAGCAGAAUGAUGUGGCUCUAGCCAAAUUCUAUUGUUCCCAGAUAAUGCAAACAGAGAGCAAACUAUACAAUAAUCUUAAAGUUCUUGUCCAGCUGAGAUCUGGUUUGCUAGAAGAAGUCAUAAAGACAUUAGAGGAAGCAGUGGAAGUAGAUACUCCUCCCUUUGUGAAAAAAAUUGAGUUUUCUGAGCAGGUGCUGGCUACAGUCAGGGAAAAGAUGGAAGAAAACCCCAACCUUUCUGCUAAAUUAGGAAAUAUAUAUACCAAACUACAAGCUUCAGGACGGUUAACUUCCAGUACACUAGAGGACAUGCUUUUCCAGGUUCCUACUUCAAAGAAGACCCCUGCAAAGUUUUUUAUCCAGAAGCAACUCGGCUAUCAGGCUGCUAAAAGUCUUCGGUCAAAUCUGUUGUUGGAGUAGUUCAAUAUUUGAUGGCAAACUGAACUGCUGAUACCAUCUCUUAGGACAAGUUCAAAUAAAAUAUCUUCUUACCACAAUGA
This is a messenger RNA of Calypte anna (Anna's hummingbird), 1266 nucleotides long. RefSeq names its product pentatricopeptide repeat domain 2 (gene PTCD2). Gene Ontology annotation, cellular component: mitochondrion. The transcript has 10 exons. Gene Ontology annotation, biological process: regulation of mRNA processing; multicellular organism development; mitochondrion organization. The record is from RefSeq and is a predicted model, not a curated record. Bases 41 to 1186 code for a protein of 381 amino acids. NCBI's taxonomy places the organism in Eukaryota, Metazoa, Chordata, Aves, Apodiformes, Trochilidae. Gene Ontology annotation, molecular function: RNA binding; protein binding.